Molecule: messenger RNA, 4259 nt
Organism: Sorex fumeus (smoky shrew)
Lineage: Eukaryota; Metazoa; Chordata; Mammalia; Eulipotyphla; Soricidae
Gene: SH3TC2
Product: SH3 domain and tetratricopeptide repeats 2
Exons: 17
Coding region: 77-3943 (1288 amino acids)
Biological process (GO): regulation of intracellular protein transport; regulation of ERBB signaling pathway
Cellular component (GO): recycling endosome
Molecular function (GO): protein binding
Source: RefSeq, a predicted model, not a curated record
CCCUUGGGAAGCUGUCUCCUCCCUGUGCUCUCUGCCUGGAGUUCCCAGGGGCCUCUCCUGGGAGGAUGGUGCAUACAUGGGUGGCUGCUUCUGCAUCCCUGGGGAGCCGAGUCUGUCCUUGGGCUCAGGUAAAGAAACCCCUUCCAAGGAUUCAACCAUAAAGAAUGAGGUUUUGUCCUCAUCAGAGAAGGAAAAAUGUUUCCUGCCACAGAACAUGACUCCAGACCUGACAGUCUCCUUCAGUGUGAAGAGCCGCUCCAGGAGGUGUGUGAAUGGACCUUUGCAGGAAGCGGCCAGGAAGCGACUCUGGGCGCUGGAGAAUGAGGACCAGGAGGUGCGUGCACUGUUUAAGGACCUCUCAGCAAGAUUGGUGAGCAUCCAGUCCCAAAACGCUCAGUUCCUCAUCACCUUCAAGACUGUGGAGGAAAUCUGGAAGUUCUCUACCUAUCUGAACUUAGGCUUUGUGUCCACUUGUUUGGAGCAUCUCCUCUUUGACCCUAAGUACUGGUUGAACUUCAGAUUGGUGGAGGAUACAGAGGUCCAAGUGUUGGUAGAUGAUAAACACCUGGAAAGUAUGUACCUGGGACUCCUGACACAGGAAGGCCACUUCUUCUGCAGAGCCUUGUAUUCUGUGACUCAGCCAGCCGAGAAGGAAGGAGAGUACUUGACACUUGGCAAGAAUGAAUUAAUCUCGGUGAAGAUACCUGAAGGCGGGUCUGAGUGGGAAGGAGUGUCCUUGGUGUCAGGCCAGCGGGGCGUGGUGCCCAUGUCGGCUCUGGAACCCUUGCUGCUCCCUUUCCACCAGUGGUUCCUAAAGAAUUAUCCUGGAAGCUGUGGUCUUUGCAGGAAGAGUGAUUGGACAGGCUCCUACCAGAUCGGCAGAGGAAAAUGCAAGGCCUGGAAGGAAUAUGAGAGAGAAGAAAAUGAUGAACUCAACCUGUGCACUGGAGAAAGCAUUGAGAUCCUCGGCUGUGUCAUCCCCGGGCUUCAGUGGUUCCUUGGAAGGUCAAUGCGCUCAGGUCAAGUGGGCUUCGUUCCCACCAGGAGCAUAGACCCUGAUUCCUAUUCCUCGGUGAGCAAGAACUUCGCCUAUUUCAGUGAUGAAGAAAGAUGUUCUCUGUGGGUCCUGAGCAGUGACAGGAGAGCCGAGUGUGCCAGCUUCCUCCACACGCUGGCUCAGACGGACAUAACAUCUGUCUACCGGCUUAGUGGGUUUGAAUCCAUCCAGAAUCUUCCAAACGAUCUGAGCGCAACCCUACCCGAGGGCAUCAGGGAGGCCAAACCUGGCGGGGUUUGGCAGGAACACCCGACUGUGGGCUCAAGACGGUCCAGCAGCUCCGAGGACUCUUGCCUGGAGGGGGAUCUCCUCUCAGCUGCCUCAGACAACUAUCACCUGCCAGAGCCCGAUGACCUCGAUGCCCCAGAACUGCUUGUGGACCUCAACACUGGUCAGGAGGACGAAGAGGUGGAGGACUUCGCCCCACUCUUGUCUUUUCUGGACCACCAGGGUUAUGCUGACCACUACAAGAGCCUGUACGAUUUUUCCUUCUCUUUCCUCACAUCUUCCUUUUACAGCUUCUCUGAGGAGGAAGAGCUGGUGGCCUACCUGGAGGCCUCCAGGAAGUGGGCCAAGCGGAGCCACAUGACCUGGGCUCAUGCGAGGCUCUGCUUUCUCCUCGGCCGCCUGAGCAUCAGGAAGAUCAAACUCUCUCAGGCCAGGGUGUACUUCGAAGAGGCGAUGCACAUACUCGAUGGGGCUUUCGAGGACCUCCCCUUGGCAGCAGCUCUAUAUAUCAACGUGGCCGCCAUCUACUUGAGGCAGAGGCUACGGCUGAAAGGCUCGGCCUUGCUGGAGAAGGCAGGUGUGCUGUUGGCCUGUCUGCCGGACCGAGAGUUUAGUGCCAAGAGCGAGCUGGACGUGGUGGCCUACGUGCUACGCCAGAGUAUUGUGGUGGGCAGCGGCCCGCUGGAAGCCAGGGCCUGCUUUCUGGCCAUCCGACUCCUCCUGACCCUUGGGCGGCAUGAGGAGGUGCUGCCCUUUGCUGAGCGCCUGCAACUCCUGUCUGGACACCCCCUGGCCUCAGACGCAGUGGCUACCAUCUUGAGCUUUCUAUAUGACAAGAAGUAUCUUCCCCACCUAGCAGUGGCUUCUGUCCGGCAACGUGGUACCACCAGUGCCCAAGGGGUUUGUCUUCCCCUAUGGCAGGUCCACCUGGUCCUCCAGAACACUGCAAAGCUCCCUGGUCACCCCUCCGUAACUUGGGGUGAACUUUCUGCCCUGGCCUGCCCAGCACUCAGGCAGGCCCUGGCUGCAUGUGAGGAGCAGGCCGAUCGGGUUACCCAGAGGGCCUUGUGUCUCAUUCUGUCCAAAGUGCACCUUCAGCACAGGUCCCCUGAAGGUGCCAUCCACUACCUGAGCCAGGCCCUGGUGCUGGGGCAGAUGCUGAGUGAGCAGGAAGCUUUUGAAUCUUCUCUCUGCCUGGCCUGGGCCUAUCUCAUAGCCAACCAGGCUAAGAAGGCUGUGGACCUCCUGGAUUCCCUCUUGUACUCCCUGAAGGAGACCAAGAGCAUUACCCAAAAAGGGGUGAUCCAUAACCUCCUGGGACUCUCACAUUCCAGGGAAGGCCGGCUGAACAGAGCCACCAAGAACUACAUGCGCGCCCUGAGCAGAGCCCAGGAGAUGGGGGACGUGCGCAACCAGGCCGUGACACUGGCCAACCUUGGACACCUGACGAUGAAGUCCCAGACUCAGCAACCAUGCUGUGCCUAUCUCAUGCAGGCCAUCCGCCUUUACUCAGAACUGCAGGCCAGCAGGGAGACAGACCUGGAACUGGUGCAGGUGCUGCUCUGGUUGGCCCAGGGGCUUUUGUUUGGACACCAGCUGGCCUACAGCCAACUUUGCUAUGAACUAGCACUGCUGUUUGGGUUAAGGCAUCGGCAUCUAAAGAGUCAGCUUCAGGUCACCCAAUUCCUCUGCCAUUUCUACAGCUCAGUGUUCCCCAAGCCUGAGGCCUGUAUCACCUACCAUGAACACUGGCUAUCUCUGGCUCAGCAACUCAGGGACCGGGAGAUGGAGGGGAGGCUGCUAGAAUCCCUUGGGCAGCUCUACCGGAACCUUAACACGGUCAGGUCCCUCAGGAGGUCCCUGACGUGCAUCAAGGAGAGCCUGCGCAUCUUCAUAGACCUGGGGGAGCGUGACAAGGUGGCUGAAGCCUGGCUUGGGGCUGGGCGGCUCCACUAUCUCAUGCAGGAAGAUGAGCUGGUGGAGCUCUACUUGCAGGCCGCCAUCCAGAAGGCGCUUCAGUCCGAGGAGAUGUCCCUGGCUCUCAAGCUCUAUGAGGAGGCAGGUGACGUGUUCUUCAAUGGGCCACGCCUGCGACACCGUGCAGUGGAAUAUUACCGAGCUGGCGCUAUUCCCUUAGCAAGGAGAAUGAAGGCCGUGAGAACAGAGCUGCGGAUUUUCAACAAGUUGACCGAGCUGCAGAUCAGCCUGGAAGGCUACGACAAGGCACUAGAAUUUGCCACGAUGGCGGCAAGGCUCAGCACAGUGGUGGGUGAUCAGAAGCAGGAGCUGGUGGCUUUUCACCGUCUUGCUACAGUCUACUACUCACUGCGCAUGUACGAGAUGGCCGAGGACUGCUACCUGAAGACCCUGUCCCUCUGUCCGCCUUGCCUGCAGAGUCCCAAGGAGGCCCUGUACUAUGUCAAGGUGUACUCUCGCCUGGGCCGACUCACCUUCUACCAGCUGAAUGAUGCCCAUGAUGCCAUUGAGUACCUCUGCCUGGCCCUGGCAGCUGCAGUCCUGCUGGGGGAUGAAGAGCUGCAGAAUACCAUUAGGAGCAUGCUGGAUGACAUCUGCCACAGCCCCCUGUGGCAGAGCAGUGCCAUGGGGCGCUCUUCUGAGAGGGCGCGCUGGCUGAGCAGUGGGGCCCUGGCCCUCUGAGGAGAGGGGCCUGCCAUGGACCAGUGGCCAUAGCCCGACACUUCUCCGUGCUAGAGGUUCCUGUGUGCUGAGUCAGAUGACCGCAUCAUCUCCUGGCUUCUAACCAUGGCUAGAGCUUGUCGGGUCAUAAAGUGGCAGGUGACAGAUCAGGUCAAGAAUAUUGACUUGUGUCUGGACCCUUUCCGGUAGGUGAUAAUCCUCCUGUGCACAGGGUCCCUGGAGUGGACAUUCUUGGCACAUAAUCAUCUUAGAGAGGAGGAGGGUCAAUGGGAACUCAGCAUUCCCAUUGAAUGCUGGGGAGCACUCAAUGAUGGAG